AUGUCCACAAUCGUGGCUCAGGCUCACUGUACCUUCGGCCUCCGAUCUCAAGUCAAUAACAACAUUUGUUACUUCGAUGAACAUACUAUUGUUUUCCCAUCUGGGAAUAACUGCGUCAAAUAUAAUGUAGACCAGAAAUGGCAGCAAUUCAUACCAGGAUCAGAGAAGAGUCUGGGAAUGCAAGCCCUGGCCAUCAGCCCAAAUCGCCAUUACCUUGCCAUGUCUGAGGAGGUUCAGGAAAAGGCGACAAUCACAAUCUACGAACUAGCCUCUGUGCCCUUCAAAAAGCACAAAGUCCUUAGUACACCUGACUUCACAGCCCAUGAAUUUGUCAGCAUUGCAUUCUCCCCGGACUCCAAGUACCUGGUGGCCCAGCUGGGUUCCCCAGAAUGGAAAAUUAUCUUCUGGAUGUGGGAAAAGCAGAAAGUAAUGGCAACCGUAAAAACAGACAGCCAGAAGAAUCCCAUUUACCAGGUGAGCUUUAACCCCCAGGAUAACUCACAGAUCUGUGCCACAGGCCGUAAGGUUUUUAAGAUAUUUUGCUACAUUGGGGGAAGCCUCAAACAGACUAACUUCCAGAAAGUGGAUACUCAGAACUUCCUGUGCCACGCAUGGCUCUCCGAGGAUAGAAUUAUCUGUGGAACGGACACUGGAAAGCUUUGCCUCUUUGAAUCUGGUGAUGUUCGAUGGGAGUAUAUUAUCAGUGGAAAAACUGCGCUGAAGGAGGGCGAAAGAUUUGAUGAUCGUUCCGUGGAUGGGCGGUCAGUUUCUGCCAGUGCAUUAUCCUCUGUCCAGAUACAUGCCAUCCUGCCCUAUUCCAAGGGAUUCCUGUGCUCGGCUGGUCCAGGCAAGGUCUGCAUGUUUGAGAAGGUGGAAGACAAAGAACUUUACAAAAGGAGCCACGAUAUCAGAAUUCCGCAGGACGAGCACAGCAGUGAUCCCAGCCAGUCCGAGCUGCAGGAGGUGCUGCACAUGUGUCUGAGCCCCUCGGAGGAGACAGUGCUGGUUAGUACCAGUAAGAGUCAAAUUUACACCAUCGCCCUGUCCUCGGCUGAAAUCGGGAAGGGUGACGACGCUUACUUUGAGUAUCUGUCCGAGCAGUGGCACUCCGCCCCUAUAACAGGACUGGGUAUCUGUGUCCGUAAACCGCUCCUCGCUACCUGUUCACUGGACAAGUCCGUUCGCAUCUGGAAUUAUGAAAACAAUUCUCUAGAACUGUACAGAGAAUACCAGGAGGAGGUAUACAGUGUCUCGUUACAUCCAUCCGGACUCUAUGCUCUGGUGGGAUUUUCAGACAAGUUGCGUUUAAUGAACCUGCUAAUUGAUGAUAUCCGCACAUUCAAGGAAUUCACCGUCCGUGGCUGCCGUGAGUGUGCGUUUAGCCACGGUGGGCAUUUAUUCGCUGCAGUGAAUGGCAAUGUCAUCCACAUUUACUCCACAACAACAUUCGAAAAUGUCUUGAAUCUGGAAGGCCACAGUGGGAAGGUCCGAUCUUUGGCCUGGAGUGCGGAUGACAGUAAGGUGAUAUCUUGUAGCCAGAAUGGAGCUGUGUACGAGUGGAACUCACUCUCAGGAAAGCAUGAAUCUGAGUGUUUGCUUAAAUCCUGCAGUUAUACCUGCAUGGCGCUUUCAUCGAAUUCCAAAACCAUCUUUGUGGUUGGAUCUGACCAAACUCUUAAAGAAAUUAUUGAUUAUCAGAUUGCCCGUGAAGUGCCGGCACUUGAUGUGACAUACACAGCCGUAGCCAUCUCUCACUCUGGUCAGAUGCUGUUCACUGGCACCACCACUGGCACAAUCCGCUCCAUGAAGUACCCGGUGACCCAGUGCAAGGAGUACAAUGAAUAUCAAGGCCACGCCGGGCCAGUCACCAGGUUAGCAGUGACUUGUGAUGACCAAUAUCUUCUGUCCAUAUCGGAGGAUGGAUGUCUGAUGCUUUGGAAAAUCUCCGACAAAGAGGGUCGAGGCUUGAAACGAGACAAAGAACUGGCUUAUGCAGAGGAAGUGCUGAUUACCAAGUCUGACCUGGAGGAGAAGAAUCAGGUGAUGGUGGAGCUGGAGACACAUGUCAAGGAGCUAAAAAUGGAGAAAGAGUAUCAGCUGCGGUUAAAGGACAUGAAUUAUAAUGAAAAAGUGAAGGAACUGAAGGAGAAAUUCAUCCAGGAGAUGAAGAUGUUAAAGACCACAAAUCAGAUUUUAAAAGCUGAUAAAGAGAAAAAUGAUUUGAAACAUCAGGAUGAAAUCAGUGAAUUAAUAGAGAAGCAGGUUCGAGAGGUGCAGGACCUGGAGAUCUCCAGUAACCAGCAGCUGCUCCUGGAAUAUGAGAAAUACCAAGAGUUACAAGGCAAAUCACAGCGAAUGCAGGAGAAAUACAAGAGCCAGCUCCAUGAGUUGGAGGAAAGUAAGACACUAGCACUGGAGGAACUAACGGAACACUACGAGGCCAAACUGCAGGACAAGAUGUCUCAGCUGCAAUGGACUCAAGAAGAGGCACGUCAGCAUCUCUGUGAGUAUGAAGAGACAAAAAAACAAAUUGAGGAAGAUGGAGACCUUGAAAUUCAGGGUUUAAAAAUCCGUUACGAGCAUCGUCUGAGGGAAGAGCGAGAGACUUCGCUUCGUCUGAAAGGAGAAACUAGCAUCAUGAGAAAAAAGUUCAGAAGCCUGAAGAAGGAAAUUGAGGAACGUGGCAAUGACAUCAAGAGGAUGGAGGUGGAACAGGAGAAGCUACAGGAAGUCAUCAAAUCCCUGGAAAAGGACAUCCAAGGGCUUAAGAGAGAGAUUGAGGAGAGAGAUGAAACUAUUCAGGACAAGGAGAAGAGAAUUUAUGAUCUGAAGAAAAAGAACCAAGAACUGGAGAAAUUUAAGUUUGUUCUGGAUUAUAAAAUCAAAGAAUUAAAGAAACAAAUUGACCCACGAGGGGAUGAGAUUCAAGAGAUGAAAGAGCAGAUUCAGGAGAUGGAAGAUGAACUCGAACGUUUCCACCUGCAGAACUCAAUUCUAGUGUCUGACAUCACUGAAUUGAAUCGGAAACUGAAAGCUACCGAUGGUGAGAUGCACAGAGAGAAGCAGAAGGUACGAGAUAUCGAAGCCGUUGUUAAACGCUUUAAGACAGAUUUGUAUAACUGCGUGGGAUUUAUUCAAGAACCCAAAAAACUGAAAGACAGCAUUAGAGAACUCUAUUCAAAAUACGUUCAGGAGAGUGACGUGGCAGAAAUCGUUGGCUUGGACACUGACAUCCAGGAAGAGUUUGCUAAACAGCGGGAACACCUUGAGCGCAAUCUCAGCACUUUACAAAGAAAACUUGUAAAGGAUACCGAGAUUCACCGUGCCGAUAAUGUUCGGGUUAUGCAGGGCGCUAAUUCCCCCAUGUAAUUGGGGAGACAAAAAAAUGACCUCGAUGAUGUUGAGUCUUUAACGCGCAGUGAGAAGGACGCACUUUCAGAACCACAUUCUUCCACUUUCUUCCUUACUAAAGAACAGAACUUUGUCACUCACUGCCGGCUGGAAAAAGGAGGACAUUUUUUACCCAUGUUCUACCCAAAAUCUGGGGCCAAGCUCAUUCUUAGAACUGUCCAAAAAGGACAUUUUUCAUUAGCUACAGUUUGGAGUUCAAACAUGGACACGGGAUAUUCUUGUCAAGAUUUUAUUAGAAGUCGAAAAAGCUAAACUUAAUGUUCCAAUUUUCUGUGUGUACCCAUGAUGUUAUUUCUAUAAAGACUCCUAUAUGAAAGAAAGUUUCCUUUUGUGAGAAUUUGUUAUGUUGAGGUUUCUAUAUGUAUAUUAUGUUAAUCGUCUUUGGUUGAUUUAGUGCCCCCAGAUUUUUACACAUUUUAUCUGAGCCUUGCUGUCCAAAUUGAGACGUUUGAUACUCUGACCGCAUUUAUCUUAAUUUCACACCAGAAAGUGUCUGGUUGCCAUAAGUGAGACUCUAUCACGUGGCCAAUCUAUUUCCAAAUCCAAAAAUAGGCCUUGUGAGAGCUGCCAAAUUAUGUUCAAAUGUUUCAACAGGUCAAGACUUGUUUUUUGUAUAUUUAUAUAUUUUAUUUAAAUGACAUUACCGUAAUUUGACAUUUCAGUUACUCCGGGAUUUCAACGGCUUGUGAAGGGGCCAGUUAGUGACCCGCAGGUCCGGUUCCAUCGCUCAUAUUGUGCCCUGGUCUGUGCUUCUUACAAGUUUGACAGAUUGACUAUAACUCUCAGCAUCCUCAGGCACAGUGAUAGCAUUUUAGGUUUCUGAGCAGAUAACGCACUUUAAUGUAAACUUUAGAGACAGCGGCCAUUUCCUGCACUUGAGUGGAGACAUAUUGAAUAAAAUGUGGUCUGACUGCGACUCCCAGUUCUUAGCUAAUGCUUGCCAAUCUCUGGGGACGUGUACUGGUUGCAGAUGAAGAAUUGUUUGAGUGUGCUGGGGAGGGGAAUUUGUUAUAUAUUAUUUAAAAAAAAGUUUAACUCAAAAUAUCUUCAUACUCUGCUACACCAUCUUUUGUUUCUGAAUAAACUGGAAUUUGUUUUAUUG
Molecule: messenger RNA, 4513 nt
Organism: Pelobates fuscus (common spadefoot toad)
Lineage: Eukaryota; Metazoa; Chordata; Amphibia; Anura; Pelobatidae
Product: cilia- and flagella-associated protein 57-like
Exons: 21
Coding region: 1-3369 (1122 amino acids)
Molecular function (GO): protein binding
Source: RefSeq, a predicted model, not a curated record